GGGUGGAAUCCGAUGGAGCAUUCGAAGCAGAAACUCCAAACCUCUGAUUCCCAAAUUCCGGGUUCUUCCUGCUCUCUCUCCAUCCCUUCCGAACCUCCUGAUCUAGGCAAUUGGUUCUCAAGCUACCGCUAUGAAUCACCUGCAAUGAAUUCCAAUUCUUUUUGCAAUGAAUUUGAUACCGGCGAGAUCAAAAGAGAAAAAGAUGGAGGAGAUUCAUGUGGGUUUAUGGAAAAUGGAAAUAAAGUUGGAGUCUUUGUUCAUAAGAAGCAGAACUCAAAUGGGGUUGUCAAAUGUGGCAGCUCUUCACAAAACCAAUGCUUAAGAAAGCUAUUCAAGUUAGGCCCUGUGCAGUCCGUUUGCAUAUCUGAAGGUUCUGAUACCGGCAAAGAGAUUUCAGGUUCUUUUGAGUCACCUUCGUCCCUUUCAGAGCCUACGCACAUCAAAAACUGGUUCUCAAGCUAUGUGUAUGAGUCUCCUUCAUUGGAUACAACUGCUGGUUUUGGCGAUUCUCUUUGUAAAGAAAGUAAAUUUGAGAAGGAUGGGUUUUUGGUUGAAAACAGCAACAGAGAAAAUGAAGAGGAUUUGAGGAAUUUUAGUACAAACAGCAGUGUUAGUAAAGAGAUUGUGGGUGAGAAGGAACAGUCAGGAGAGCUUGCAAAUUGUGACAGCUCUUGGAGAGAUACUAAGCAGGCAAGGCAGCCUGUAAGUGAGACUCCAGGUCCUCUGGAAUCACAUUCGCUCCUUUCAGAACCUAUUCACAUCAGAAACUGGUUCUCAAGCUAUGUGUAUGAGUCUCCUUCCUUGGAUACAACUGAUAGUUUUGGAGAUUCUGUUUGCAAAGAAAGUAAAUGUGAGAAGGAUGGAUUUAGGGUUGAAAAGAGAGAUAAUGAAGAGGAUUUGGGGGAUUUUAGAAGAAACAGUCGUGUUGGUGAAGAGGUUGCGGGAGAGAAGAAACAGUCAGCAGGGCUUGCAACAUGUGACAGCUCUUGGAGAGUUACCAAGCAUGAUAGGCAGCCUGUAAGUAAGGUUCCGGGUCCUUUGGAUUCCUCUUCACACUUGUCAGAGCCUACUGACAUCAGAAACUGGUUCUCAAGCUAUGUGUAUGAGUCUCCUUUGGAUACAGCUGAUGGUGUUGGAGAUUUUGGUUGUAGAGAUAGAAUAGAUGAGAAGGAUGAGGUUUUGGUUGAACCCAGUAACGGAGAAGAGGGAGAGGGUUUGGAGGGUUUUAGUAAAAAGGAAAGUGAUAGUGAAGAGGUUGAUGUUGAGAAGGUACAGUCAGAAGAGUUCGCAAAAUAUAACACCUCUUGCAGAUGUGGUGUGGUUGUUGACCCAACCACUGGAGAUGAUGAAAAUCUAUCUGGUCGGAAUGAUUUGUGUCUUGAAUUUACACCUAAAACAGUGCAAAACCAUGGUACCAGUCAAGCAAAACAUGGUGAUACAUCAAGCUUCAACAAAGGAGAUUCUCAAUGCAAGCGAGAUCAAGAGACUUUCCAUGGAACCAGAUUUAAGCCAUCGAACAAACAGAGAAGUAUGUGCAGUAAUGAUGGCAAAUAUCCACAAAACUUGAUUCAGAGUAGCGGUUCCACUUUACAGGAGAGCUCAGAAGCAACGGUCCAUGCAGAAGAUUGUUUACAAUUCAAAAGUGAUUCAGAGUUAAUUCCAGUUAAAGGAGCAUCGGUAAGCAAAUCAACUCAUGGAAGCAAAGAAAGAAAGGAUGAGGGAAAAGGAAUAUCAAAAGAUGGUUUCAUUACAACAAGGAAACGCAAAUUUACAGCGAGAAAUGAUGAAAACUCUUCAAAAAGACCAGCAGAGAGUAGUAAGGGAACAGUUCCAUUAGCAGGCAGAAAGGAUGUUGCUAUUAAAAGAAAGGCUUUAGCAGACACAACAAAUUUUCAUCAUUCUCCGGCAACGAUGAUCACUGGGAAAUGGAAGCGCCCUCAGCAACGUAAGCCAAAUUUAAGACCUCCUUUGAAGCAGCUUGGACUUGAGCAAUGGAUUCAGAAGUUGUGAGAGACUGAAAGCCUAAGAAAUGGAGAUCUUGGAUGUUGAAAGAGGCCGAUAGAACCUAAAGACUCGAGCUUUGGAGUUUGAAGGAUCUUUGAUGUCAAAGAAUAAAGGCCUAAAGCCCUAAACAACCUUAUUUCCAAUGCAUGCCUGUUGCAAUUGUAACUUGUUGGGUUUCCUCCCUUCGUUUAUUAGUUUAUUUAAAUCCGAAUUGUUUUAAAGAAUU
This is a messenger RNA of Rosa rugosa (rugosa rose), 2230 nucleotides long. RefSeq lists its product as uncharacterized. Lineage: Eukaryota; Viridiplantae; Streptophyta; Magnoliopsida; Rosales; Rosaceae. The coding region runs from base 13 to 2010 and encodes 665 amino acids. The transcript is spliced from 11 exons. The record is from RefSeq and is a predicted model, not a curated record.